UUGAUAUGCAAUUGCCCUGUAUUAAUGCAAUUGCGCAUCCGGUUUUUUGGUUCUCCAUACAUAGAUGAACCUAUGUACAGAGAGCUGAAAUUUAAGGAUAUGCUUUUGUUCCUAACCCAGUGUGGUAAAGAGCUAUAGUUUUUUUUAGCCGUAUUUGAAUGACAAUAUCUCUUCGGGGGUGUUGUCGUUCUGUUAUCUCAAUAUCCCCUCGGGGGUGUUGAUAUAUCCGCUCACUGUUUGGGUAGAGGUUCUAAAUCCCUCCUGGGGUUGGAAGUUUUAUUCCUGCUGUUGUAACACCUGCAGAUAGUUCAGCAUCACUCCGGGGGUGCAGAAUGCUCUGUUUUAAUUGUUCUGUGUCGUUGUUUUCCUUACCCCUAACCUUACCACUUCCCCAAUCCUUCCCAUCAGGAAAAUGAUGAAAAGACGAUUCUUGGCAAGGCACAAAUCUCCGAUCAAUAUGGGGAACGUGCCAUUUGAGCCAGACGCUACUGAUUCCUGAUUCCUGAACGUCUUUCGGAUUCUGGGAACCAUCUCCUUAAUGUCCUUAUGGAAAUUGUUUCUCGCGUCCACAAACUUGCGUAGCUUCUCCACCAAGUACUACUCUGUCACUACUUUUGGCAUCUGUAGGGUGUAACUCAUCUCGCUCUACUCUGGCUAUUGUUGCUGCUGCUUACCAUCCACCUGUUCCUGCUGAAUAACUUCAGCUGCUGAUGGUGGUGACCUCACCGAACCACCUCUAGCGAACGGAUUCACCGCGCCUGCUCCGUAUAUAUGAGAUUCUUUUUCCUUCAUUUUAUUGUAUCCCAACUCCAGGCCGCUAUCUCCACUCGUUGUAUAUAGUCAUAUUAGAGGUGACACUAUCCUUCAUGGAGAGUAGUGAUCAGAGCCGGAUCGGCGUAAAAUCGGGAGUGGUCUAUCCGAACCUAGUACCACCAACUAAAUGGUGACGAGUUUUGAAUGUACCCGGAGGCCUGCUAGGGUUUUGUCGGGAGGGAGGCAACUGUGCUGUUAGCCCCCUCGCCAUUUCAAGUCGUUGUCAUCCUUCCUUACUCAGAGAGUAGAUCAGCACGCCUGUCAGCCCAAAACCACUGUCCAAUUCAUGAUCCGUGUUAUGUCCGUUGACCUUCGUCAGUAUGCCAUAAUUAGGAUUUUACUGGCGUCGAUCCUGAUGUGCCGGUUGACACUACAGUUGGGCUAGGGUGCUUUUUUUGCUCAGAUCUUAGAAUACUGGAAUCUUAAGAUCUUAACAGAAUCGGCACAGACUCGCUUCUUCGGAGCUGCUUUUGGAGUUAUGGCUUUUUGUAGACGCAGAGCCGAGUCCAAACCCCACCACAUCCUAGCAAGACUUUACUCGCAGUAGGGACGGGAGGGGGAGGGGGGUUGUCAAGCCCCUACACUAUUGUCGUUCCUGUCCCUGCUGCUCCCUGUGUGUAUUUAUAUAACCAAUCUCUCACUGACCGGUAGUGCUUUUAUCGAAAAAACUUAUCUGCAUUUUUUUGUUGAUAAUUUUACAAUAAGCUAAAAUAUAUAAACUUUGAAGAACAACACAAAACGAUCUCACCAGCGUGCUGCUCUGAAUUCGGUAAUUGAUAACAUUUCUGCGAAGAAUUCUCCUCCAUCCACAAUCAGUGAAAUCUAGUCAAGUUCAGAUGGCGCUGUGGAUGCAAAGCGGGCGUAUUUUUGAUGACUUGAUUCACGCACAUACAUAGCAAAAUAGGAUGUGAAGAUAAAAUCACUACGUCAAAUCACAAUACUCUCGCGAUAUUUUGCCUACUAACACAUAACACAACAGAAGAAACGACCUACUAAGUGAUUAACUUCGAUUUCCUAUUAAAUUUACUAUAUUUUACUGUAAACUUUUAAAAAAUAUUGGACGAACACAAAGUCACUUCCGAGCGAUUCGGCAGUGUUGCUAAUCUAUCACCAAUGUUUAGUCUUCCAUGCAGGUGAAACGUGUAAAGUUUCUAUGGAAUCUAAGAUGGUCGGUCACGAUUUUCGGACGGAUCUUCGUGAAAUUCUUCAUGCGUAAUUUCCCACGGCGAGCUGGAUUGGGCUCAAAGCGUAGCCCUAUACGGUUGGGGGCGGUGCGAUAUCAAAUGGCCCACAGCAACACUUCUAUUGGUAUGUUGAUGUACGGUUCCCCAUAGAACCCAGCUAGCACAAUAACCCCGAUACCGGGUUAAACCGGGUUUGCUGCCGACUGACUGAUAUUGAACAGCACAAAUGAACUAGCAAUGUAAACAAUUCACCGCACGGAACGUGCUGAAAAUUCCCGGAACACCAUUACCUACCUAGUGCCCAAUGGUCCAGUGAAUUCUAUCGGCAGAGAACCGCAGAAGAAAUAAUCGAUAAUUUCCGAUUCCCCGUGAUGGUCGGUGCCGAGAAACAAACAAUAUCGAAGGAAGCAUCCGUAGUACCGGUACGGAUGGUGUUACUGUUCGUGACUGGACGACCACAUUCGAUGCCCACCGAUUCCGUCCAUCGGUUCGGGUGCGGGUUGUGAGGCAGAAUACCAAAAGAAGGAGGCGGACGGUAGCUUCGGUAUGAACUUUUGUGGUUGGAUGAAAAUUUUCAAACGGAAGAAUGCCGUCAACAAUGUGGAGUCUGACAGUGACUCGGAACCGUACGGCCGGAAUAAUCUCGACAAGCAGGAUAUUGGGGCGGGAAGUUCAAACGAUAAGAAUAGUGUGGGGAAGUCGAGCAAUGUAGUGAAAAGUCUUGGAAAUUCCGCUGGCAAUAGCGAAACGAAUGUGAGCAGUGCGAAAAAUCGCGAUCAAAAUAAGUUGAAUUCGGAAGGGAAGUCGGACGCCGAUGGAGGAAACCCACGAAACAAAACCGCCCUCAUGCCGGGCCACUCGCUAAUGGACUGGAUCCGUCUGGGGAACUCCGGUGCCGAUUUGACCGGAACCGGUGGCAAGGUCAGACCCGUAAGUCACGCUGAGCUGGCUCAACACGCCACCCGAGAAGACAUCUGGCUAGCAAUUCGGGGGAAGGUCUACAAUGUAACACGUUACCUGGACUUUCAUCCCGGUGGAAUCGACGAGCUGAUGCGUGGUGCCGGCAAGGAUGCUACCACACUGUUCGACGAGGUCCAUGCUUGGGUUAACUACGAAUCACUCCUCGCGAAAUGUUUCGUCGGUCCUUUGCGCAGCACCGGAACGCUCCAUCUCGGAUCAGAUUCGCCUAAAACGAACAGUUCACUUAUGCCCCCACCUCCAUCUUUUCCGAAACCACCGACACCAACUAGUCCUCAAUCACUAGCAACCGGUAGCAGCAAACCAGCGACUCCUUCUGUUGCACCAAAAGUAUCCUCAGCCGUUUCGAUAAUAAGUAGCUCUAGCGAUGAAUCCUCCGGUAAAUUACUUCCCGUAGUGCCUCGCUUCGACUGGAUUCAGAAAACGGCCGAUGUGUCGUUCGUAUUCUACACCAGAGCAUUAUGCAAUCCGGCUGUUGUGAUAGAGUUUGUAAACAGUCUAGAAUUCAACGUACGAAUGUUCAUAGAAGGAAGCGUGUUGCAUCGAUACAAAUUCCAGGUGGCGAAUAACAUGCAGUGGCCUUGCAGUGUACGACAAUCACUGGAAACGGGGAAGGUUGAAAUUUUAUUCAACAAACUACUUCCCGGACUAUGGGUAACCUACGGCCAGAUGGAGUACGAGCGAAAAGAGAACUACGAGAUUGAACUGUACGAAUAUGAUGUAGCGACUAGGAUUGAAAUAACCCACGAUUCGUGUGCUUUACUAUUGCGACCGAAACACAACUCCAUCCUGCAGGUGACACCGAUUGGACACCACAUCUCCGUUACCGGUAGCAUCGAUGGAGAGUUCGUAUCUCGAAGUUAUACACCCGUACCGGCAAAUGCAAUACCUACGGAAUGUCCGCCAUCAUUUGUUCCGUUAUUGGUGAAAACCUACCCAACGGGGGGUUUGUCCCAGCUACUAACAAAAUCGGUGCCCUUGGCUACGUCCCUACAGCUAUCCCAACCGAGUGGGAACUUUGCACUCGGAAAGCUGAAGUAUCACAACCGCAUUGCCUUACUAGCCGCUGGAAGCGGUAUAACACCAAUGCUCGCCUUACUCAAUUAUCUGCUGGAGAGGAGCAGUAACAGAAUGGAGUCCAUGAGCCUGCUGUAUUUCAACAAAACCGAAGCGGAUAUCUGGUGCCGAGAGAUGCUGGAUAAUUUAUGCGCAAAGGACAAAAGAUUGACAGUGCGGCAUUUCCUUUCGGCUCCACCGACGAGCCCCCCGCGCCCUCCCGAUGGGUCUCCGUCGGCGAUCGUCUGCGACCAACCGGUAGCAAGUGUUGCACCAUCGUCCGAUGACAGCCGCCAUUCUACCACCAGCAGUCCCGCCUCCGUAAAACCGGAAUCGGGGAGGAUUUCAUUGGAAAUAGCGCAACAAUUAACCAACGUCGAUUGUCCGCUGUAUGCAACCUACGUCUGUCUGUGCGGACCAAAACCAUUCAACGAGUUGAGCUGUCACUAUCUGGAGCAAGCUGGACACAACAUGACACAUUUGCACAGCUUUCAGGGCUAGCCGAGUUUAGGACUGUGAUGGCGUUGAUGCGUUGGGAACUUAUGGGAUCAGCAACUGUUUUUUUUCUGUUGUUGCAGAGACAUGAUAAAGUCAAGGUAUGUUUAAAACGUCGACUGACCAAUACGCACAGGGUUGUUGGUCAACAUAUUAAGAAUAAGAGUAACUAUGUACAUUUCAAAA
Molecule: messenger RNA, 4712 nt
Organism: Topomyia yanbarensis
Lineage: Eukaryota; Metazoa; Arthropoda; Insecta; Diptera; Culicidae
Product: cytochrome b5 reductase 4
Exons: 6
Coding region: 2544-4532 (662 amino acids)
Biological process (GO): generation of precursor metabolites and energy; superoxide metabolic process
Cellular component (GO): endoplasmic reticulum
Molecular function (GO): oxidoreductase activity; heme binding
Source: RefSeq, a predicted model, not a curated record